Molecule: messenger RNA, 2478 nt
Organism: Seriola dumerili (greater amberjack)
Lineage: Eukaryota; Metazoa; Chordata; Actinopteri; Carangiformes; Carangidae
Gene: tril
Product: TLR4 interactor with leucine rich repeats
Exons: 1
Coding region: 1-2478 (825 amino acids)
Molecular function (GO): protein binding
Source: RefSeq, a predicted model, not a curated record
AUGGAUACCUUCAAUUUCCUGGCAGGACUAUGUUUUUUCCUGCUGUCGCUCAAUGGGUUCAUCUCUUCCUCGCCGGCGACAAGCUUUUGUCCCGACCGCUGCGACUGUCAGCACCCGCAGCACCUAAUGUGCACCAACCGCGGGUUGCGCACUUUGCCCAAACCCGCCAUGCGGGUGCCCGAGGAGGUGCUGAUCUUCAGCCUCGGGGGUAACUUCAUCAGUAACAUCUCUGCCUUCGACUUCACACGGUACAGUGGCCUUGUAAGGUUAAAUUUACAGUACAAUCAGAUACACACUAUUCACCCCAAGGCAUUUGAGAAACUUUCCAAGCUAGAAGAGCUCUACUUGGGACAUAAUCUUUUAUCAAAUGUACCUACUGGGACUUUACAGCCCCUGAAGAAAUUAACUAUUCUCUAUGGCAAUAAUAAUAACAUUAAGAAAAUCACACCGGAGCUCUUUGCCAACCUGGAUAAUCUCGUUAAACUGCGCCUAGAUGGCAACUCAAUAGAAGUUCUGCAGGACUCUGUUUUUAAAAGUUUGACCAGUCUACAUUAUCUCCAUCUGGAAUCCAACCAACUGCAGCAUAUUCACAGAAACGCUUUUUCUAAACUCGCCAACCUGCGCUUUCUAAACCUGGCCCACAACAAGCAGUCAGCCGUGCGCAAUGUCCUCACUUUUUCCCAACUCAAAGCUUUGACAACUUUGCUGCUGUCUGAAAAUGAAAUUCAAUACAUUGGGAACCACGUCUUCCAAAAUCUGAAAAAGUUGUCCAAACUGUCCCUGAGCAACAACAGAAUCUCUCGUCUUGACAGCGGGGUUCUGAAGGGGCUGUCGAGCCUCAGAGAGCUCCUGAUUGACGGCAACGGACUGGAGGAAAUCCCCGCUGGUCUCCUCGACCCUCUGCAGCGCAUCGAGGAGCUCGACUUCAGCCGCAACCGGAUUUCCAACGUGGACUCUUUGGCUUUUUCGCAACUUAAACAUCUAAAGGUGCUGAGGCUGAAGAACAACUUUCUCACCAGCCUGUCUGGCGACAUUUUUGCCCUCAACAACGUGCUUUACGACCUGGAUCUCCAUGGCAACAACUGGACGUGCGACUGUCGCCUGGAGGAGCUGAAGAGAUGGAUGACUGCUGCACAUUCUCAGGGCAAAUUGUUGACUGUUUUUGUGCAAUGUCAUCACCCUGCAACUCUGAGGGGAAAAUAUCUGGACUAUGUGAACAGCUCCCAGCUGCAGCCCCUUGGGAACUGGACCCACUUGUGUAGUAGCCAAGCUGGGCCUGAGGAGAGCCGGGGAGGGGGUGUACUGGUAAAAGUGGAGGGGAAAGAGAUAACGGAUGCAAUAAAGCUGGGGGAGAGCAUUGGAGAAGGCCAGGGGGAAGAGACACAAACUGUAAAUUUAAGGCAGGGAAACAUGGAUGAUGUCAUGGUGAGGAAAGAGGCAGAAAAAUGGAAAAGAGAGGGACAGGAAGAUGUGGGAAUCCAGGGGGACGAGGGGGGUCCAGAGGUGGGAGAUCCUUCUUCCUCACUGGAAAGAAAGAAACCAAAGAAGGAGUCGCUCAGUCCAAGGUCACGGCCUGCCGUAGAGGCAGCUGGGAAACGUGCCAAAGGGAGACGGAGGUCGAAUGUAAUUUCUAGAACGGAUCCACCAGUCAUUUCCACACCAAGUCACAGAAACUCCACUGAUUCAAACACAGAGCUCACCGCAACUCCUUCUGCGCAGUCAGGAGAAAAGUUUGAUCUUCUGACGUCAGAUCAGGAGGAGGCCUUACCUGUAAUCACAGAUCCAUGCGUGUUCAACCGCCAUUUCAUCACCAAUGUUUCAGUGGAUCAAGUGACAUCUAGUACUGUCACCGUCUACUGGACUACAAGGGAUCAUCACCGCUACACACCAGGACCUGGGCCAGGCCUGGAUGAAGUCCACUACCGGAUUCUGUUUGACCGGUUUGGGGCUCCAGAGCGUUUCCCCCGUUAUGUUUAUGCCCGCGGUACAGCUCGCUCUGUAACCCUUCGAGAACUCAGCUCAGACUUAACCUACAUCGUCUGCGUGGAGGGAGUAGUUGGAGGAUCUGUUUGCCAAGUCGCCCCUCGUGACCACUGCGCAGGACUGAUCACGCUCCCCGAGGUGUUCAGUCGUGGGGGCACGCUGACCUCUGACCUCCAGCUGGUGACGGUGGCGACACUGGCCGGGAACGCUGUGCUGCUGCUCGUCAUUGGUGGAGUCUGGCUGGGGCGGAGCUUGAAGAGGAGGUUGCAGAGGAGGAAGUCGGCCGUGCACGUGCGCCACAUGUACUCCACCAGGCGGCCUUUUCGUCCCAAUGUGGCGACGGCCUCCGUGUCCACUGACUUCACCAGCUACCAGAGCAGUCGUCCAGCACGACUUGCACCGCUCGAGGAGGGGGAUCUCAUAGAGUUCCCCUGUGACCGCUUUCUGGACAGCAGUGCUCGCAGAGACAGUGACAUGCAGAGAUUCUCUGACUAG